Bombina bombina (fire-bellied toad) is the source of this 856-nucleotide messenger RNA. Its product is annotated as F-box/WD repeat-containing protein 8-like. The record is from RefSeq and is a predicted model, not a curated record. Gene Ontology annotation, molecular function: protein binding. The coding region runs from base 104 to 856 and encodes 250 amino acids. NCBI's taxonomy places the organism in Eukaryota, Metazoa, Chordata, Amphibia, Anura, Bombinatoridae. The transcript is spliced from 3 exons.
GCUGCGUUUCCUUGACAACAGGACUGGUUUAAUCGUGGGCAUAAGGUUUUUGCAGAGGUACGCUCCGGGAUGUAAUGGUGCUAUCCUCGUUGACUUUCACCGUAUGCUCCUUGACAUGGCACUGGAUAUUUCUCUUGAGGAGUUCCGCCGCCGCUGGGAGGCCGAGAUUCGCGAGGUCACAGAAAGAUCCGAGCACGGGGUCUCUGUGAAGCGGAGACGCUCUGGAGAAGGGUCUGAUAAUGAGGAUGUGUGUGAGGAACGGGCGUGGAGACGUCUUCCUGGGUCACCUCAGAGGGAAGUGGAGGAGGUGGACAAUGGGUACCUGGAGCUGGCAGAGAGAUUGUUGGAGGAUAAGCCCAAAUGCACACCUCGGGAUGUUGAGAGGCCCUGCUGUAUUCCUUUGACUGACAAACCGAUUUCCAGCUUCCCUGCUAGAGCAGCAGGAAACAGCUUGGUUGACCAGCUCAUCUGUGAUUUGAAUGAUAUCAAUGAGAUUCCCUUCUUCGACAUCCAGCUUCCUUAUGAAAUUGCCUUACAGAUUUUUCAGUACUUGGGUAUGACAGAACUUGGAAGAUGUGCACAGAGAAUCCCUAGUACGCCCCAUAGCCUUACUCCUAGAGUCCUUGAUUUUGACCGGAUCAUAUCGUUUGACUAUAAACUUAUUCGCCAUAAUGUCUGCUUCUUUAUUGAAAUCGCUAAUAGAGCUACAAUUUCUUCUCAGCCUGAGAAACUGGCUAUAUGGAAUGUUGUCUUUCCAAUGGCGUUGAUGGGCACUCUUAUAGUCAAUGAAGCUAUUUCUUUCAGUGGGUUUCCUAUAGUUGGUAACUGCUAUUUUAUUAUCACUAUUUACGAAUAA